Messenger RNA from Culicoides brevitarsis, 1498 nucleotides. Its product is annotated as fatty acid hydroxylase domain-containing protein 2. Gene Ontology annotation, biological process: sterol biosynthetic process. The transcript has 8 exons. Gene Ontology annotation, molecular function: C-4 methylsterol oxidase activity; iron ion binding. Bases 275 to 1192 code for a protein of 305 amino acids. Gene Ontology annotation, cellular component: endoplasmic reticulum membrane. The record is from RefSeq and is a predicted model, not a curated record. NCBI's taxonomy places the organism in Eukaryota, Metazoa, Arthropoda, Insecta, Diptera, Ceratopogonidae.
ACAACAAUCUUUCGUGCGUAAACUUGCUUAUUUCGCAUUAUUUUACAUCGAUGAACUGCAAAAAUUAAUAAUAAUAACAAACAUAUGAAGAUGACUAACGAAUAAAAACAUAGACGCAACAACAAAUAUAGUGCAUAAAUAUUGAGCAAAAGUCUUUGUCUGUGCAUUCCAUUGAUAAAUACUCACAAGAUAUCAGUCACAAGAGAAUUUCUUCCGUGAAGAACGAUUUUAUUUACAUUUACAACUUUGUUCGUGUCGCACGCUUUAGUCUCUAAUGACUUAUUUCAUGCACUUGCAACGAUUCUGGGGUGCCUCUGGAGACUUUUGGCAGUCACAAUGGGAUAAAAUAUUGGAUAUUACUGGAGAAGAUCCAUUCAAACUAUGGGUCAUUGGUACGAGUGUCUUGACGAUUUCGGUCUAUUGGUUGUUCGGAGGACUUUAUACGAUACUUGAUGUGACAAACAAACCAGCAUGCCUGCGUAAAUACAAAAUACAGCCGAACACAAAUGAGCCCGUAGAUAAGCAACAGUUACGGAAGGUUAUCACGCAAGUCCUGAUAAAUCAGUUUUUGAUCGGAAUUCCCAUGGCAGUGAUUAGUUUCCCGCUCGUCGAGAAGAAUUGUUUCGCGGACGUUCGUGAACUGCCGACAUUCCAUUAUGUCUUGGCGGAAUUGGCAUUCUUCAUAAUCGUCGAGGAAAUUGGGUUUUAUUACUCGCAUCGACUUUUGCACAGCAAAUAUAUUUAUAAGCAUAUUCAUAAGCAGCAUCACGAAUGGACUGCUCCAAUCGCCAUCACAGCAAUUUAUUGUCAUCCCGUGGAACAUUUCUUCAGCAACAUAUUGCCACCAUUUUUGGGUGUCUAUCUCAUCUCAUCUCACAUUACAACGGCAUGGUUGUGGUUCUGCCUCGCCAUCAUGAACACCUUGAAUUCCCACUCAGGUUACCACUUACCAUUCUUUCCGAGUCCCGAAGCGCAUGAUUUUCAUCAUUUGAAAUUUAAUCAAUGCUUCGGCGUCCUUGGGGUCUUGGAUCGCCUGCAUGGCACAGACGUCUUGUUCCGCAACAGCAAAUCAUAUUCUCGACACAUGAUGAUUUUGAACAUGAUUCCGCCACGAGAAUUGUUCCCGGAUCCAGUUAAAAAGUUUAACGCUGCAAAAGAGUCGCCAACGAAAUUAGAGACCAAAACUGAGUAAAACAAAAAUACAGGAAACAUAUUAGAGAAAAAAAGGGACUGUGAUGGCUGACAAAAAGAAUAAAUUUGAUGGCUUUAAAUUUCCAGAGGACUAAAAAAACAUGACUUUUUAUAUAAAUAUAAUCGUAACGAUCUAAAUCUUUCAUUUUAUGAAAAAGUAUAGUUGUUGCUUUUAGCUAGUGUUUCAAAUAAAAAAAAAUAUGAACUGUGGAUGUCUUAAAAAUCUGUGUUAAACACUUGUGUGUGGAGAAAAAAAACAUAAAUUGUUAGUUUAGAAGUAUCAAUAUAAGAAAAAUAGCUCAAAGCU